Molecule: messenger RNA, 5430 nt
Organism: Alosa alosa (allis shad)
Lineage: Eukaryota; Metazoa; Chordata; Actinopteri; Clupeiformes; Clupeidae
Gene: ppp1r13ba
Product: protein phosphatase 1, regulatory subunit 13Ba
Exons: 16
Coding region: 1035-4043 (1002 amino acids)
Biological process (GO): regulation of apoptotic process
Cellular component (GO): nucleus
Molecular function (GO): p53 binding
Source: RefSeq, a predicted model, not a curated record
GUUCCAGCAGUGACAUUUUUCUUUCAUUUCUUGCAUAAUGCCGGAACCUAAAUGACCUUUUUUUGUUUGGCAGAUUUGUAGCUCAAAGAACCCAUUGAGACUUCAACAACCUUUAAUUGUUCUAGCUUGAACUAGCCAUGUAUGGUUCCACAAUAAAGUCCUAUUGGGUUCCUCUUCAAAAACAAUAACUUCCAGGAACUAUUGUUCUUCUGCAUAGUCACCAGCAGACACACUGUUCAGAUCUUUGUGUGACUCUUUAUCACGUGAGAACCAGUUCAGCCUUAAGUUCACCGUGUUAUAGUUCACGUCAACGACAAAAAAAACACAGACUAGCACUCCCUGGAUGACGCUAGUUCAUGGGGUAACAGUUUAUUCAGCUUAAGGUUCAGUGUGUGAUAGUUGAUAGUCGUUUUGGAGUAGACACAGCAGCGCGGAGAGCGAUGUGGUGCCAGGGACAUGGAGCUCUUUUCCGAAGAACAACAGGAAGUGAUUCGACGGACACAGGAAAUGAGAUCAGCAGUGGGCUGCAGCUGGUAGGAAAGGGGUGGUCAUGGAGGCCAGUACGUGAGGGGCCGUGUGUGUGUUUCUGUGUGUGUGUGUGUGUGUGUGUGAUAUGUGAGUGGGAACAGAAUCAUAGGAGGAUGAGAGGGUGGAGCAAAGGUGCCUGUCUCUAUGUUGAAACUCCAACUACUCAUUUUCCCGGGAAAUCAAGCUUGAAUCCACUGGAAUUAUGAGAACAGCUUGUGGAGUGGGUUGUGUAAUUUUGCUGUCAGUUUCUUCUUCUACCUCUUCAUUUAUAAAUAAAUUUGGAUUCCAUCUAUACAAAAGUUGAUCUCUUGCAAGGCCUGGCUUUGUGUUUGCUCGUUCUGGACCUGGUCAGAACAGUCGAGUCAGCAUAUGCGUGUGCAGCAGUCUCCUGUCUUUCUGUCUUUCAUUCUUUGGGGUCGUUUUCAUCAAAGCCCCCGGUCACUUUGAGCCUGUGGUCGAUUUUCACUCCGUAUGCACAGAUAUUUGGGCUGUAAUGAGUAGGCUACAUGUCUUCAGCUGCCAAGUUGCAAUGUCAGCUUUCCACUGUUCGUUCUGAGGAGCAGCGCCUGCGUUAUCUGAAGCAGCAGGACGGCAGGUCGGGCCAGUCGGUGCCCGAGACGGAGAAGCUGCAGCGCCUGAAGGAGCGCGUGGACAGCCAGGAGGCCAAGCUGAAGAAGGUCCGCGCCAUGAGGGGACAGGUGGACUACAGCAAGGUCAUCAAUGGAAACCUGUCGGCGGAGAUUGAGCACGUGAGCAACCUGUUCCAGGAGAAGCAGGCCGAGCUGCAGGCGGCCGUGCUGAAGGUGGACCAGCUCACCCAGCAGCUGGACGACCUGCGCGGGGGACGCCUCAACGGUCUGCAGCCUCGCGGGGGUCCCAUCAGUGGGACUGCCGCGCUCGAGCUGCGUAAACUCUACCAGGAGCUGCAGAUCCGUAAUAAGCUCAACCAGGAUCAGAGCAGCAAGCUGCAGCAGCAGAAGGAGAUGCUCAACAAGCGCAACAUGGAGGUGUCCAUGAUGGACAAGCGCAUCGGCGACCUCCGCGAGCGCCUCUACAAGAAAAAAGCAGAGGCACGUCUCCCUCAGCACCGCAGCGUAAGGCCAGGAGCAACCAGGAAGAUGCUUACACAGACGCUAACACAGAUGCUAGAUGCUACAGAACUGAACCGGAUGAACGGACCUCCGUCCCCCCAGCCUGGUUCGGGCAGCUCAGGUCGGGUGGCAGCUGUGUGCCCCUACAUCCAGGUGCCUGUGCCGGGCAGGCAGGAGGGGGGUUAUGCGUUGCCCCCCGACCCCCUGAAGCCUCAGUCGCUUGCCAUGACUGCCACCGUCAACCACGCUCGCUCCAAGUCUGAGGAGGAGGGGUGUGGCGGUGGAGGUGUGCGAAAGCCCCUGGGCCCCUGGAAGGUGUCAGAUUUAGACAUCAUAGCGGACCCCUCGCUGGUGCCGCCCACCGCAGACGAGGCAGAAGGGCCCGCGGCGCCCUCAGAGCCCGCAGGGGCCAACUGUGAUUCCACCAACGAUGCUAACUGGCCAGCUCUCACCAAAAGCAUGCCGCCACUCGUACCUCCAGACAAGAUGGCCGUCGGAAUGCAGGGUGACAAGAGCCUGGACUCGAACAGGCUGGUGGGGGCAGUGACCGCUCUGUCGAAGCAGCCCCACGCGACCUACGGCACAUACCCCAGCGCGGGCCACCACUCCACCAUCUGCUCCACCAGCUCGCUCCCCCGCUCCGCUCCCGCCACCCUGGCCUGGCAGCGCUCCUCGCCCCCCACCUCCCGCUCGGCCUCCCAGCAGAUCCAGCAGCGAAUCUCGGUGCCCCCGAGCCCCUCCGCGUCCCAGACGGGGUCGUCCAUGUUCCCCGGCGGGGAGAGGCCCGACCCUCCGCUGGCGGCCGCCGUGCGACCCUUCGUCACGGACAGAGGGUCCCGACCGCAGUCGCCUCGCAAGGGCCCGGCCACCAUGAACUCCAGCUCCAUCUACCACAUGUACCUGCAGCCAGCAGCUAAGGGCUACCCCAGCAGCAGCAGACCAGCAGUUAAGGCCGUCUAUGGGAAGCCGGUCCUACCCUCCAGCUCCACAUCUCCCUCCCCCGUUCCCUUCCAGCACCAGAGCAGCCGAGACGAGCCGGACGCCGAGGGUGCCCCGCUACCCCCGCCCAACGUGGAGAACAUCCCUCGGCCCCUCAGCCCCACCAAGCUCACGCCCGUGGCCCACUCUCCCCUGCGUUACCAGAGCGACGCCGACCUGGAGGUGCUCCGGCGCAAGCUGGCCAACGCGCCGCGACCGCUCAAGAAGCGCAGCUCCAUCACCGAGCCCGAGGGCCCGACCGGCCCCAACAUCCAGAAGCUGCUGUACCAGCGCUUCAACACGCUGGCCGGAGGCAUGGAGAGUGCCACGGUGGGCACUCCGUUCUACCAGCCGGACAGCCCGCUGAGCUACAUGGGUCCGCCGAUGAUCCUGAGCGAGGCGGACACCACCAAUGGGAACGCGCCUGCGCCCGAAAGCUUGGCGAUGCCACCUGCUGUGGAGGUGCCCAUAACGGACGUCCCACUGCCACCGCCGUCCGGGUCCCCUCCGUCUUCAGAUGCCAACGAGAACAGGCUGGCGCAUCCCAGCGCAGACACGAUAGCCAGUGCUCAGAUUGCCGACGUCCAGCCUUCCUCUCAGAUGUCAAGGCUGGCAGCACCGGACACCACGGAGGACAACAGCAACAAUAACCACCACCACCACAGCGGCCCCGCAAAUGCCCAAAGCAGCCCAGUGCCUGAGGCCCGCACCCCUCCUGCCGAGCCCGAAACGCCGCCUAAAGCUAGCUCACUCCCAAGUCCAUCGUCCAAACGGACCAACCUGAAGAAGCCGGGUUCCGAGCGGACGGGUCACGGGCUGAGGGUGAAGUUCAACCCGCUGGCUCUGCUGCUGGACGCGUCGCUGGAGGGAGAGUUUGACCUGGUCCAGAGGAUCAUCUACGAGGUGCAGAAUCCGAGCACGCCCAACGAUGAGGGCAUCACUCCACUCCACAACGCUGUAUGCGCCGGGCACCACCACAUCGUUAAGUUCCUGCUGGACUUCGGUGUAAACGUCAAUGCGGCAGACAGUGAUGGAUGGACCCCUCUGCACUGUGCUGCCUCCUGCAACAGCGUCCAUCUCUGCAAACUGCUGGUGGAGUCUGGGGCGGCCAUCUUUGCCACGACCAUCAGCGACGUGGAGACGGCCGCAGACAAGUGUGAGGAGAUGGAGGAGGGAUACAUCCAGUGCUCCCAAUUCCUUUACGGUGUCCAGGAGAAGUUGGGGGUGAUGAACAAAGGGGCGGUGUACGCUCUGUGGGAUUACGAGGCGCAGUCGCCUGACGAGCUCUCCUUCCACGAGGGAGACGCCCUCACCGUGCUGCGUCGUCGUGACGACAGCGAGACGGAGUGGUGGUGGGCGCGUCUUAACGAUAAGGAGGGCUAUGUACCACGCAACCUGUUAGGGUUGUACCCCAGGAUCAAGCCCAGACAGCGCUCUUUGGCAUAGCGCCCUCUGGCUGCCACCAUUUGCAAGUGCAAGCUCCUGUGAGCAGCCUGAUGAUCCGCUGGUGCCUGCAGACAGCAGCUUUGCCCCCGGGGCACUGCCCUCUCCGUGUGUCCCCGUGCCCACUGAGCACACCUGGAGAGAGAGAGAGAGAGAGAGAGGAGAGGGCCAUGCCCACACGAACAGCGCCCCAUGUCUGGGUGCCCUGACCUUGGACUGGCGUCUAGUGUCUGGGGUGCCUCAUACAUGCGCGUCUGGAAAAGCGAGCGAAAGGAGGGAGAGGAAGUGAGACAUACAGACUAGUACUCCACCUUCAUUCAGACUAGUACUCCACCUUCAUUCAGACUAGUACUCCACCUUCAUUCAGACUAGUACUCCACCUUCAUUCACGGCUGUUUACUUUAAUAUGGCUGAACCUGUUUUUUUUUGUUUUUUGUUUACCCUACUGGAUCACGCAGCUUCGUUAGUGUUCGUAUCAUAUUUUUUCAGACGAUCUUUUCUGAUACAGUUCACUUGCGGUGUGUGGGUGAGCUAGAAGUUGGAAUGGGCAUGUGAGGAGAAGGGGAGAGUGGGAACGGAAGAAUUGUUGUGAACAUUUCAAGGGUGUCCUCGAAAGUAUGUUUAUUUUUGUGUGCGUGUGAGUGGACGUGUGUGUGUGUGUGUGUGUGUGUGUAGAUGGGGCAGAGAGAUAGAGGAAAUGGUCGGAGACUGAAGUGGAACAUAGGAGCUGACUCUGAAAAAAGGAAGGAACCAAAGGCAUCUGAAAGUGUUUUUUUUUUCUUCAAUGGAGAAGGAGGACGACUUGAAUCUUGAGGCUAGCAGAGAGUUUUUUUAAAAAAAAUAUUAUUAUUGAAGGAAACAGAGAGUUUUUUUUUAUUAUUAUUAUUGAAGGAAACAGAGGAAGUGGCUCAGGGAGGAAACUGUGUACGUGUUAAUUUGUGAAUGUGUGCGGAUGUGCAGAAGUUAAGGCUGUGCUGAAGAGUGAGUGAUGAGAGGUUUCUUGAGGAUAGCUAUCAGCAAACUACAGAAUCUAUGGCAGCAUUAGGGAGAGGUCGGAGGUCAAACCUGUGAAAUGAUCAAAAUAUGAAGGGUAUACUGUAUUCAGGGGGAGAUCCUCGAUUUUGAACUUGUAUCCUUAUACAAUCAUUUUUUUAAAAACUGAAAUACUUAGACAGGAACGUGUAUGUUGUAUUAUAUUUUUCCUGUUUUAAGUGUUCUUUAUUUAAUGCGCAUUGAAAGUAAUGCUUUUAAACUGCUCUGCAAGAGAAUACUCCCAUUAAACAGGUGGUGGAGACAUGGCUGAGUGGAGUGGCAUCAUACACACAAUUUACACAAGAUGUCCUAUACAUGUAUAAAAUAAAAGAGAACCCAGACUGGGACAAAGUGAGAA